This is a messenger RNA of Perkinsus marinus ATCC 50983, 2295 nucleotides long. RefSeq names its product SF-assemblin, putative. NCBI's taxonomy places the organism in Eukaryota, Perkinsozoa, Perkinsida, Perkinsidae. Gene Ontology annotation, cellular component: nucleus. Bases 1 to 2295 code for a protein of 764 amino acids. The record is from RefSeq and is a predicted model, not a curated record. The transcript has 21 exons. Gene Ontology annotation, molecular function: structural constituent of cytoskeleton.
AUGAGGGCACGAGCCAACGACCAUCGACGUCAGGUUUCUAGUCCGGCCUUUACCCCGGACUCGCAGCCUAGUGAUUUAUUGCAGGAGGCGCUGAGGAGCGGGGGUGGUAGCAACCUGGAUGACUAUGUUGAUGCGAAACUCUAUGUGAGCUCCACCGAGGACUCUCAAAGAUGGCAUCAGCUUUUAGGAGACUACCUUCACGACCAGACCCCGAGAGCUUACAUCUGGCAGAGAGACCCCCCACAAGUGGACGUGUUGGAUGCCUCGAGGGUCUCAUCUCCCUACCUAGUGUAUGGUAUCCAUUUGCGCUAUGGGGAUGCUCUGCAUGAUGAAUGGCUGCUCAUCAGCUUGCUGGUUUCACUGACUAGGAAGUACUCCGAGGUUGCCUGUGAGGUGUCCGAUGUUGAUGGAGAUCCUCUACUGAUAGAGGCAGCACCUGCGUUGCCUAAGUGGCUGAGUCCUGAAAAUGCAGGACAUAGAGUUUGGAUUCACCAAGGGAUGCUCCACAUCUGCCCGAAGGCUCCUUCCGAGCAGCCCCCAGAUAUCAAGCCUUUAGCAGUAGAGGCAGCGGUGGACAUGGUCCUCGAUGAUGACUGUGAGACUAUUGCCUCCCCGAGUGUGCAGAGAUGUAUUAUCACUAAGCUGAAGUCGAAGCCGUGGAGCAUCGACCUUAUGCAUGUCAGGUUAUUGUUACCUGCAGUACUGGCAGAGCAACUCAUACGGCAACCUCAGAUCAUAUCCCUUCUCCUCGAUUACUUGCCUCCUGAUCGCUUGGCUGAGCGCGGUAGUAGCGUCAUCACUGAGAGCAUCUCGAGGGGGGAGUUGGUGACCAUCCAAGUGUCCAUGACGAAGCUUCAUUAUGCUUCCCUUAUGGGCGUCAAGGGUCGUCUGAGGAUGCCUGCCAGGCUUGCCUUUGGUGGCCAACAGAUGCGUAGUCGUAGUGAGGAAAAUACAGUGAUGCUGGGUCGGCUGGUCUCGUUGGCGGCUCAUUGUGCUGUGAAGGCUAAUAAUAAGGAUACGGCACACUUUGAGAAGGGCAAGGGGCUCUUGGACCGAAUGGAGGAGUGCAGGGAAGAGGAGGCCCCUCUGGAGAGAUUUGCCAAGUACGACGGUCCUAGUGAUAGCGAUGCGUGGCUGAUUGAAGCCAUUGAGGAGGCUGGCAAGAAGGAAGAUGGACUCACUGAGGAGGAGCAGAAGGAGCUGCAGGAUGUGUCUACGAGGCUCAACGACCUUAUGGGGAAGGCUUCGGGCAUAUUCGGAAUAGAGAGUCAUGAGGAAGGGAGUGAGGGCUCGGAUGAUGAUAUGAUCGAUGACAUGCCGGACUCGGACGCUGAGGAGGAGGAGGUUGUUCCCGACGUUGAGAUGAAGAGAUACAUGAAGCAGCUUGACGAGGAAUUGAGGAUGAGUAUGGGCGCAGAUGACCAUCACGUUGAUGCAAUGGACGACGAGGCUGUGGACAGGGAGGAUGCAAAGUGUGCCUGCCUAUCAGGAGCCCCCAGCAACUCCUCGAGUACUUAUUCGACAUCACCACUACGACCAUUGGUGACGAGCAGUACGAGUCCGCAGAGGAGCAGUGAGAGGCUCCGUAGUCAACUGCUUUCGGUGGGGGAGACCUUCAUUGGCUUUGACAAGGUCAUUGAGGAUGAAGCUGCUAAGCGGAGGUCCUCUGAGGAGCACCGAGUGACGGAUCUGGCUGAUACGGUGACUAGACUGGACAAGGCGCUGUCGGAUGAGGUCCGGAGGCGUAGUGAAUCUACCAACACCCUCACCCGAGUGACCGAACAGAUGGCUAACGACAUGCUCGAUAGGCUACAGAACGGUAUACUAGGGAGGUUGGAGGAGGUGGCCAAGACGGUGGAGACCCUCGCUUUGCGUGAGGAAGGGUUUCGGGGUGAGCUGCCGUCGAAGCUCCUGGUGGAUGCAUCAGCUCUACAAAGGGAGAUUAGAGAGCUGGGGGAGAAGAUGAAGGGCAAACGGCAGGUGUGGGCAGAUAAGGACCAUCGGUUGUUGGAAAGGUCGGAAGAGAUCGGUCUUGGACUGGAGCGGAAAGUAGACAAUGAAUGCACUACGUUCGAGAAGCAGACCUCGGGUCUAGAUAAGGAGGUGGAAGCCCUAAGGAAGCUCACAGCUGAUAGUGGUGCUCCCGACCGCCGUGUGACUGAGGAGGACCAGUUCCGAGGCUUCCUUCUGGAAGAGCUCGCCAGUAUCAAGAAAGAUAUCCUCGUCCGAAACGCAGACGCCAUUCAAUCUCAAUCUAUUCACGAUGUUGUCGAGCACUUGCAAGUGAUGAACUAG